CAGAGUGAGCUGCUCAGGAUCACGCUGCCUGACUUCACCGGGGACGUCAGGAUCCCCCACGCCGGCCGUGGGAGCUAUGAGUUCCGCAGGUGGGGCUCUCCCUUCUGCUGGGGCUCCGAGGUGGCUGGAGCUGACUGUGAGGGCGAAUUGGAGAGUGAGGAAGAGAGAGCCUCAGGAUUGGGCUGCGGAGGGAUCUCUUUGGGGCAGACAGUGGGACAGUUCCCUGAAGAGUUCAGAAGGAAAUUCUGGGAAGGAAUUGAGCUCCUCCACUCAUUCAUGCAGCAAAUAUUGAGGAAGACCUUAAUAUCUGGCUGUGUGACCUGAGCCUCGGUUUCCUUACCUGUAAAAUGAGGUUGAUCUGCUUCCUCCUUCAGAGUGCUAAUCCAAGAUCCAAUCUGGCCACUGGAUAUAGUUUGGAAGAGAAGAUAGACCUUACACUUUAAAUCUAGUAGCCCAAUGGUUAGAGCUGAAGUUGGUGCUUGGGGGAGUCAGGGAAGGCUUCCCAGAGAAGAUGGCAUUUGAGCCAAGACUUCAAAAGAUCACUAGACUUGAGCAGCUGAUACUUUAAAAUGGCGUCAACUGCUUUUCGAGGGCUGGGCAGUGAAGAAAGUACAAUCAGGCCCGUAGCACAUUGUACCCCUCCCCACUCACUGCUAUUGAGUGUUUCCUUCAUUCCUGCCUUCUUUUAUUCAGUCCAUCAGCAAACAUCUAUUGAGCACCUACUGUGUGCCAGGCAAAUAAAACAGAACUUGACCAUUCUUUUCCCACUGUGGGCAACCUUGCUGACCCUUUUUGGGUCUUCUCUUAAGGCUGCCACCAUAUUCCCUGAAUCUGUUUCCCGCCUACCUGGAUGUAUUGGGAGAGGGGAGCGUUAGCAGGAGCUGCAAACCCAAAGAGAUAUGUCUACAGACCUCCUGAGGAUGCCACCUGGGGUUGUUAGAUUCAUGGUUUCUGAUGCUGACUGUAAAACUGCGGGUAAUUGCAUCUCUUCCUCGAGGUUCUAUUUCCCCUUCUGUGGAAAGGAAACAAGAACAGUCCUGACCCCCUCAGUGUGGCCCAGAUGGCAUGAAGAAUGUAAUGUGCUUAGCAUGGACACAUGGUCGCUGCCUGGGACACAGCCGGUGCUCACCUGGAGCAGAUCCUGCUGCCUGAACAUCCACAGCUGUGAGCUGCGUCACUCUGCACUGAGGCCUGUCCCCGGCCAGGGCCUGAGUCUCAGCAUCUCCGACUCCUUCAUCCGGGUCCAGGGCAGGUGGAAGGUGCGCAAGUCAUUCUUGAAACUACAAGGCUCCUUUGAUGUGAGUGUCAAGGGCAUCAGCAUUUCAGUCAACCUUCUGUUGGGCAGCGAGUCCUCAGGGAGGCCCACAGUUACUGCCUCCAGCUGCAGCAGCAACAUCGAUGACGUGGAGGUGGACAUGUCGGGAGACUUGGGGUGGCUGUUGAAUCUCUUCCACAACCAGAUCGAAUCCAAGUUCCAGAAAGUACUGAAGAGCAGGAUUUGCGAAAUGAUCCAGAAAUCGGUGUCCUCUGAUCUACAGCCUUAUCUCCAAACUCUGCCAGUUACAACAGAGAUUGACAGUUUCGCCGGCAUUGAUUAUAGCUUAGUGGAAGCCCCUCGGGCAACAGCCCAGAUGCUGGAGGUGAUGUUUAAGGGUGAAAUCUUUCAUCGUAACCACCGUUCCCCAGUUACCCUCCUUGCUCCAGUCAUGAGCCUUCCUGAGGAACACAACAAAAUGGUCUACUUCGCCCUCUCGGAUUAUGUCUUCAACACGGCCAGCCUGGUUUAUCACAAGGAAGGGUAUCUGAACUUCUCCAUUACAGAUGACAUGAUACCGCCUGACUCUAAUAUCCGACUGACCACCAAGUCCUUCCGACCCUUCGUCCCACGGUUAGCCAGGCUCUACCCCAACAUGAACUUGGAGCUCCAGGGAUCAGUGCCCUCUGCUCCGCUCCUAAACUUCAGCCCUGGGAAUCUGUCUGUGGACCCCUUUAUGGAGAUAGACGCCUUUGUGCUCCUGCCCAGCUCCAGCAAGGAGCCUGUCUUCCGACUCAGUGUGGCCACUAAUGUGUCCGCCAUCUUGACUUUCAAUACCAGCAAGAUCACUGGGUUCCUGAAGCCAGGAAAGGUAAAAGUGGAACUGAAAGAAUCCAAAGUUGGACUGUUCAAUGCGGAGCUGUUGGAAGCGCUCCUCAACUACUACAUCCUCAACAGGCUCUACCCCAAAUUCAACGAUAAGUUGGCCGAAGGCUUCCCCCUUCCUCUGCUGAAGCGUGUUCAGCUCUACGACCUCGGACUCCAGAUCCAUAAGGACUUCCUGUUCUUGGGUGCCAACGUCCAAUACAUGAGAGUUUGAGGACAAGAAAGAUGAAGCUUGGAGGCCACAUCUGGAUCUGUAUGUUGCAUUUCCAGCUGUGCAGCACGUCUCAGAGAUUCUUGAAGAAUGAAGACGUUUCUGCUCUCGGCUCCGGGGGUGAGGUCUGCCUGGCCUCUGCCUCCACCCUCCUCCUCUUCACCAGGUGCAUGCAUGCUGUCUCUGAGUCUGGACUUUGCUUUCCCCUCCAGGAGGGACCACCCUCCCCAACUGGCCUGGGAUGUCUUUACAAGCAGGCACUGUAAUUUUUUUUUUUUUUUUUUUUUUUUUUUUUUUGCCAUCUGAUCCCCAUGCCUAGCAGAGUGCUGGCACUUAGUAGGUCCUCAAUAAAUAUUUAUUAGAUGAUGAGAUGAUGGAAUCACCCAGCAGGCCUCAUCACUGCUCACUGCCUGCCCUCUUCUGACCUCAGGGGUCUUUGGAUAGUCAACCCCAUCUAUGGUCUCCAAGGCCCCUUUCUCAUCGCCGCUGCCGUGGGAGCCUCAGUGAGAGAAGCAGGGAUUCUGUACAUCACUUAGCCCUGGACCUGGCAUCAGUGCUCGUCUCUAAGGCCCUUGUCCUGUCUCAGGCAGGGGCUCACUUCAACAUCGCUCCCUCCCUCAUUUCUCGCCUGCUACAGCCAGGGGAGCCAAUGAUCUCCUGGAGCAAAAACUCAGCCUCCCGCUGCUUUCCCCCCAUUGAAGCAGGUGUAAAUUAGGAGGAAAUGGAUCUAAGUUUUUGGUCCAACCCCAAUAAAAAGCUCAUCCAACUGUUGUUUAUGAGCCCCAA
Molecule: messenger RNA, 3137 nt
Organism: Rhinopithecus roxellana (golden snub-nosed monkey)
Lineage: Eukaryota; Metazoa; Chordata; Mammalia; Primates; Cercopithecidae
Gene: LBP
Product: lipopolysaccharide binding protein
Exons: 14
Coding region: 900-2354 (484 amino acids)
Biological process (GO): lipopolysaccharide-mediated signaling pathway; acute-phase response; macrophage activation involved in immune response
Molecular function (GO): lipopolysaccharide binding
Source: RefSeq, a predicted model, not a curated record